Molecule: messenger RNA, 2363 nt
Organism: Agrilus planipennis (emerald ash borer)
Lineage: Eukaryota; Metazoa; Arthropoda; Insecta; Coleoptera; Buprestidae
Product: group XV phospholipase A2
Exons: 5
Coding region: 455-1675 (406 amino acids)
Biological process (GO): lipid metabolic process
Source: RefSeq, a predicted model, not a curated record
AUACUUAGUUUUUCUUUGGUAAGAAAAAUAAAAAAGAAAAAUAAGUUGUGAUAAUAAUGCAAAUAAAAACACGCAUAAAAAUAACGUAAAUAUGGGUACGUACUUUCCAUAGACAAGGUGUUAUUUCACAGCAUGAUCAUUAGAUGAUCAUUAGUUAGGAUCAUAGCGUAUAUGCAUAUAUCGUCUGAUCCUAUUAUCUACAGUCUGAUCAAUGUGGACUGUGAUCUUUUGGCUUGUGGAAUUGUGAAAUAAAAAAUAAACAACUUGUAUACAGUAAACAAAACAAGAAAGGGAUUGCUGUUGUAUAUUGUAAUAAUUAUCAAAUUAGCGCGUCACAAUGACGUUUAUAUCAUAUAAGAAUAUAACUACAUAUUCUUUCACUGUUAAUUAAGCUGCUAUCAGUUGCUAUUUUUGAAACGACGUUACGAGUUGUUUUUAGCGAAUAAUUUCUAGAAUGAAAAUAAAUUAUAACCUCACAUUUUGCAUAUAUUUUAUAUUUUUUGGAAUCACAUCAUGUACUUUAAAUCCUAUAGUUUUCAUCCCAGGUGACGGUGGGUCACAAUUAGAAGCUAAGUUAAAUAAGUCCAGUGUUGUUCAUUAUGUUUGUGAAAAGUCAACCUCUGGUUUCUUUAACAUAUGGCUGAACUUAGAGUUGUUAGUGCCUCUAGUAAUAGAUUGCUGGGUUGAUAACGUUAAACUUAAUUAUGAUAAUGUUACAAGAAAAACGUUCAAUCAACCUGGAGUGGAAACACGCAUUCCUGGAUUUGGAUCGUCAGAAACAGUGGAAUGGCUUGAUCCAAGCCAUGCAUCAACUGGAGCAUACUUUAAAUAUAUAGGCGAUAUUCUAGUAAAAUUGGGACAUGAACGCAAUAUAACGAUUAAAGGAGCUCCCUAUGAUUUUCGAAAAGCGCCAAAAACCUAUUGUGCAGAUGAAAACCAAGAAUAUUUUGAAAAUUUGAAGAAUCUUAUUGAAACAGCUUAUGACGAAAAUGGUAAUCAAUCGGUCAUGUUAAUUGCCCAUUCAAUGGGUGGUCCGAUGUCUCUUCAGCUUUUAAGUCGACAAAAGCAAAGUUGGAAAGAUAAAUACAUUAAAUGUUUAAUCACCCUUGCAGGGGCAUGGGGAGGUUCAGUAAAGGCAGUAAAAGUGUAUGCAAUAGGAGAUGAUUUAGGAUCUUAUGCUUUACGAGAAAGUGUAAUGAAACAAGAGCAAAUUACUAGUCCUAGUCUUUCGUGGAUGCUACCAAAUCAAUAUUUUUGGGAUAAGGAUGAGGUACUAGUACAAACGUCAAAGAAAAAUUUUUCUCUAUCAAAUAUUGAGGAAUAUUUUAGAAGUUUAAAUUUUCCGAUUGGUUGGGAAAUGAGAAAAGACACAUUACCAUAUCAACAAGGGAACAUAGCGCCAGGUGUCGAAGUCCACUGUCUUUUUGGAGUUAAUAUUACUACCGUAGAAAGAUUGUAUUAUAAACCAGGGACAUGGCUCGAUGGUUACCCCACUUUAAUAAACGGAGAUGGAGAUGGAACUGUUAAUCGAAGAUCUUUGGAAGGUUGUUUACGUUGGAGCAAAAUGCAAUCUCAACCAGUUCACUACCAAGCCUUUCCUAAAGUCGACCAUAUGGGAAUUCUAAAAGAACAAGCUGUUCUUAAUUAUAUAUCCAAUUUAAUUAAUUCGGUAUAAAGAUUAAAUUUCGUCAAAAAAAUAAUUUUUGGUUGCAGUAAAAAAAAAUACAUAACUCCCUCACUGCGUUUCUGUACGUAUAUUUACAACAGUUUGCUUAGGUAGCUAGCGGCUUAAAUUUAUGCAGAAUAUUUAUCGAAAUAUGGAAUAUUUCUAUUCUAAAAUCAUACUUAAACAAUUUAAGUUAUUGAUAAAGAAAAUACCCCAAAACGCAAAAACAUCUUGUAGGGCAAUGAAUAUAUCUGAAGUUGUUCUUGGUUCAACUUUAAAAAUACAGAAUUAACGAAAUCUUAUAACACGCUUUCAAAAAGUAUAAUUUGUCUUUAAUAUGCUUUUGAAAAAAUGCUUCCUUUAAUUAUACCGUGAAAAUAAUAUUUUUUAAUUUGGGACCCUAAUUAUCAUGUUAAGGGAAUAGUUCAUAAUUUACGAAAUAAUCACAUUUACAAUGUUAAUUUAUGAGUUCCUUCUUACGCUUCAAGCAGCAAAAAGUAAUUCAUAGGAUUUUUUAUUUAUUUUUUAAGAAAUGUUUAUAUUCUUUUUGAAAUAGCAUUCCUUCAUAAGAAGCUCUCUAAAAUUUGUGUUGUUCCUGUCUGUUUUUGUUGUGAUAUUUUUUGGCAGCCAUAACCUUUGUUGUCCUUUUUUACAUUGAAUGUUAUUUUUAUUAUUAAUAAAAUGUUUUUACAAAGAG